Molecule: messenger RNA, 2624 nt
Organism: Beta vulgaris subsp. vulgaris (sugar beet)
Lineage: Eukaryota; Viridiplantae; Streptophyta; Magnoliopsida; Caryophyllales; Amaranthaceae
Product: G-type lectin S-receptor-like serine/threonine-protein kinase At1g11300
Exons: 7
Coding region: 204-2624 (806 amino acids)
Biological process (GO): protein phosphorylation; recognition of pollen
Molecular function (GO): ATP binding; protein serine/threonine kinase activity
Source: RefSeq, a predicted model, not a curated record
UUUUCUUUUUUCUUGGCAAUUCAAAGUAGUUAUUGAUAACCAAAAAAAGAAGGUACAAACUAAGGAUGAACAGAGCAACAGACUGCUCCUAAAACAUCCAAACAAGCUUCACUACUACAUCAUAGUGAGGCUAGCUCAACACCGCCAAUUUCAUCAUUGACCUACUCUUAAUUUAGAAAGACAAAAAUACACAGUAGGAAGCAAUGACUGCUCUACUUGUACUAAUGCUCCUUUCUUGCUUCAUAGAAAAAUCUUUUUCCGCUACAAAUACCAUCAAUGCCACAGAAUUCCUAAAGGACCCUGAAACUAUGAUAUCCAAAAACAACAUUUUCACUCUUGGAUUCUUCAGCCCCCCUAAUUCCUCGAAACGUUAUGUGGGCAUCUGGUACAGUAUGCCUUCUGUAAGAGAUGUCGUCUGGGUAGCUAACAGAAACGAACCACUAAAUGAUUCUUCUGGGGUUUUCAAGAUAUCAAAAGAUGGCAAUCUCCAAGUACAUAACAGUAAAAAUGAAAUUCUUUGGUCCUCAAAUGUCGCAAAUUUAUCAGGUGGUGAUGAUUUAUCUGCCCAGAUUACGGAUUCGGGUAACCUUGUUCUGCAAAGCACAGAGGAGAUCGUGUGGCAGAGCUUCGAUCACCCUACAGACGCUUUCUUGCCAAACAUGAAACUCACCAUCACCAAGCAUGGAAGCCAAAAUAAACCAUUUCAGUCCUGGAAAAGCCCUUCAGAUCCAUCUGGUGGGCAAUUUACAGCAGGCAUUGACACUUAUACGCUACCCCAGCUUGUAGUCUGGGAUGGGGAUCGCCUACACUGGCGAAGUGGUCCAUGGAAUGGAAACUUUUUCAUUGGAAUACAAUUUAAUUUCAUAGACUUCAUCAAUGCUCAACUCGUGGUAUCUAGUGACAGAGAGGGGACCGUCACUACACAAUACUUCUACCCAAACACGUCUCUACUAUCAACCUAUAUGUUGAGCACAGAUGGAAAAUUCAUACAAAUAUGGUGGGAUGACAGAGAAAGGAAAUGGGAGGUGGAGUGGCAGGUUCCUGCAACAGACUGUGAUAUCUACGGCAAGUGUGGAGCAUUCGGAACUUGCAACCCACAAAGACCAAUAAUUUGCCAGUGCUUACAAGGGUUUGAGCCCAAGAAUAUAGCAGAGUGGAGCAGAUGGAAUUGGAGCGAUGGAUGCAUCAGAACAACUGAGUUGCAGUGUGAGAGAGGAUUUGGUAAAGAAGAUGGAUUUUUGAGGAUGAAGAUGAUGAAAGUGCCAGAAAACCCUGACUGGAGAUUAGGUUUGAAUCAAGAUAAAUGCAGAAGCCAAUGCUUAAGUAACUGCUCGUGUUUGGCAUAUGCAUAUAACACUGGUGUUGGUUGUAUGACAUGGGGUACAAGCUUAAUUGACAUACAAGAAUUCUCAGUAGGUGGAGUGGAUCUCUACCUCCGUCUAGCGCAUUCAGAGCUAGGUACUAAUAACAAGAAAAGAGUAAUUGCAGUAGUGAUAGUAAGCUUUGUAGGAACGGCAGCAAUUACUAUACUAAUAUGCUUUCUAAAGAGGCAAAGUGCUCAACAUCAAGAUGACAAAAAGAAAAUGUUCAGUUACAUGAUUACUGACCAGAAGAGCAAUGCAAAACUUGAAGAGAUUCCCCUGUUCAGAUUUGAAGCACUCGCAGCAGCUACAAACAAUUUCCAUGAAAAUAACAAACUAGGACGAGGUGGCUUUGGUUCAGUAUACAAGGGAAAGCUGGAAGAUGGACGAGAAAUAGCUGUCAAACGACUUUCAGGAUUCUCUGCACAAGGCCUAGAAGAGUUCAUGAAUGAAGUGAAGAUUAUUUCAAAACUGCAGCACCGUAAUCUGGUCAGACUUCUGGGCUGUUCUAUUGAAGGGCAAGAGAAGAUUUUGGUUUAUGAAUAUAUGGCAAACAAAAGCUUGGAUGCAUCUCUUUUUGUUGCAGAAAAGCAAAAGAAAUUAGACUGGAACACAAGAUUCAACAUUAUUCAAGGGAUAUGCAGAGGCCUCCUGUACCUCCACAGAGAUUCUAGAUUAAGGAUCAUCCAUCGAGAUUUGAAGGUGAGUAACAUUUUGCUAGACGAAGAACUCAAUUCAAAAAUUUCAGAUUUUGGAAUGGCAAGAAUUUUUGGAGGCAACCAAGAUGAAGCUGACACUAGAAGGGUGGUUGGGACAUAUGGUUACAUGUCUCCUGAGUAUGCAAUGGAAGGGAUAUUCUCUGAGAAAUCAGAUAUAUUUAGCUUAGGAGUUCUAUUGCUGGAGAUUUUAAGCGGAAAAAGAAACAGCAGUUUCUCAGAUGAUGAGCAUUCCUUGAGCCUCAUAGGAUAUGCAUGGAAUUCAUGGAAUGAGAAGAGCAUCAGACCACUGAUUGAUCCAAUAAUUUUUCAGCCUCAGCAUGAAAAAGAGAUUAUGAGGUGUGUACACGUCGGACUGUUGUGUGUGCAAGAAUUUGCAAAAGAUAGACCAGACAUACCUACUGUAAUCGCUAUGCUAUACGGGGAGAUUUCAGAUCUUCCUUAUCCAAACAGACCAGGCUUCACUUUUAUUACCCAUGACACCAUCUCCUCUGAACAGAAUUCCACCAAAAACUAUAUAUCUGUUACAGAGAUAAGUGGUCGUUAA